CCGGUCUCAAAGAGGCAUUUUCCCCGCUGCACCAUGCUAUCCAGAGCCGCUCUGACCUCAGCCUCUGCCCUGAGGAAAACUGCCCCUCUCAGCGUUGGACUUCUGAACCAAUGCAGGUCAUUUCACAAGGGGCAGCCUGCCAUGGCUCCAGUGCCCCCACUUCCAGAGAAAGGAGGAAAGGUCCGUUUUGGUCUGAUCCCUGAAGAGUUCUUCCAAUUCCUUUACCCCAAGACAGGAGUCACAGGCCCUUACAUGCUGGGCACUGGUCUCCUUGUUUACCUUUUGUCAAAGGAAAUAUAUGUCAUUAAUCAUGAGACUUUUGCUGCUGCCUCUAUUGGUAUUGUCAUCGUUUAUGGAAUCAAGAAAUUUGGGCCCAGCGUGGCAGCCUUUGCUGACAAGCUCAAUGAAGAGAAAGUUGCUAAGGCUCAGGCAGUGAAAGACUCUGCACUUAAGAAUCUGGAGCGGGCUAUUGAAGAAGAAAACAAGGAACAGUGGAGGGUUGAAGGAAGGCACCACCUGUUUGAUGCAAAAAGGAACAAUGUGACGAUGCUUCUGGAAAUUAACUACAGAGAGAGAAUUCUGAAUGUUUAUAACGAGGUUAAAAAGCGUUUGGAUUAUCAGGUAGCUCUGCAACAUCUCCAGCGUCGCAAGGAGCAGGAUCAUAUGAUCAACUGGGUAGAAAAAAAUGUAAUACAGAGUAUUACCCCCCAACAGCAAAAGGAGAGCAUUGCCAAAUGUAUCACAGACCUGAAAGUUCUAUCCAAGACUGCACAAGCAAGUGUUUAAUUUCUAUCCUGCUGAAGAAUUGUAUCUGCAGGCUCCAUCUGUCUGAGAAACUUUCUGUGUAUAAAUGUUAAUAUUUCUACACUCUA
Xenopus tropicalis (tropical clawed frog) is the source of this 872-nucleotide messenger RNA. RefSeq names its product ATP synthase peripheral stalk-membrane subunit b (gene atp5pb). Gene Ontology annotation, molecular function: proton transmembrane transporter activity. The record is from RefSeq and is marked provisional. Gene Ontology annotation, biological process: proton motive force-driven ATP synthesis; proton transmembrane transport. The transcript is spliced from 7 exons. Gene Ontology annotation, cellular component: mitochondrion; mitochondrial inner membrane. The coding region runs from base 34 to 786 and encodes 250 amino acids. NCBI's taxonomy places the organism in Eukaryota, Metazoa, Chordata, Amphibia, Anura, Pipidae.